AGUUCAAAUGAACACGAUAUUCAAAAACUUCAAUUUCAGUUUUGUCAAUGGACCCUCGUAAAGUAAUUGUCUGUGACAAUGGCACAGGGUUCGUGAAGUGUGGGUAUGCUGGAGACAAUUUCCCCGCUCAUAUAUUUCCAUCAAUGGUUGGUAGGCCAAUCAUUCGUUCACAGGAUAAAUCAAACACUGGAGGCGUUGAGUUGAAGGAUGUCAUGGUUGGAGAUGAAGCAUCCCAAAACAGAUCUCUUCUAGACAUCAAAUAUCCUUUGGACCGCGGAAUAGUUCGAGACUGGAAUGAUGCGCUUAUUUUAUGGGAAUACAUUUUCUUCACAAAAUUGGGUAUACAGCGAGAGAAAAUUAGCGAAUAUUACAUUUUGCUAACAGAACCGCCUCAGAACCCGAAACAGAACAGGGAAAAAAUGGUUGAAAUUAUGUUGAAACAUUUUGGAUUUGGUGCUGUUUAUAUUGGAAUCCAAGCCGUCUUAACAUUGUAUGCACAAGGAUUGGUGACUGGGGUCGUGAUGGAUAUCGGAGAUGGUGUGACACAUAUAUGUCCUGUGUACGAAGGUAGAACCAAUCCCAAUACAGUUAAGAGGCUGGAUAUUGCCGGAAGUCAUAUCACGGACUACCUAAUUAGAUUAUUACAACUGCGAGGAUACGCUUUCAACAAGAGUUCCGAUGGCGACAUUGUGAGAGAGAUAAAAGAGAAAUUGUGCUACAUCAGUUAUGAUACACAAGAAGAGCAAAAGCUAGCUGAAGAAACUACAGUCUUAGUUGAACAGUACCAACUAGAAGAUGGCAGAAAUGUGAAACUGAGCAGUGAACGAUUCCAAGCUCCGGAAAUAUUAUUCCAACCACAUUUAUUUAAUGUUGAAAAGGCGGGUUGUGCGGAGCUGCUGUUUGAAUCUGUGAACCAAUGCGACAUGCAAAUCAGACUGGAGAUUUUCAAGCAUGUGGUUCUCUCUGGUGGAUCUACUAUGUUGCCCGGAUUCCCCUCCCGCCUGGAGAAGGAGAUCAAACAGCUGUACCUGGAGAGGACUCUCAAAGGAGACAAGUCCAGACUAUCGAAGUUCCGCGUGAAGGUCGAGGACCCCCCGAGGCGGAAGCACAUGGUGUUCCUGGGUGGGGCAGUGCUUGCCAACAUCAUGAAGGACAAAGUGGAUUUCUGGAUCACGAAAGAAGAAUUCAGCGCGGGUGGCAUGGAGGGAAUCAGGAACAAACUCACUCCUCCAACUGCUGUUUAAUUAACGAAAAGAAAAGAGUUCUUAGAAAGAGGAGCCUAUAAUUCAAACAAAACACAGAUGAACUGACACCUAAAUGAGGCAACAAGAAGGCUAGCAUUCUUUAAAGAGUAGUCUUGUAUCGUUUCUCUAUAUAAUUCGAUUCUAUCUCGCCAAGCAAAGCACCGCUUCAAUUUUUCCAUUUCUUGAUUGUACCGAUUUAUUGAUUUACUCCUAGACCUAUCUAAUUGCGACUUGAGUUUCGAUGAUUUUGAUAUCUGGAAAAUCAAUUUAAAAUGUAAUAUUGGUUAGCUUGGCUGAAAUUAAUCUAAUUUAUGCACAUUGGGUGAACCGCUUAAUUUGAUAUAAUUUCAUCCAGCGUCAAAAUUUCAUCGCUGAUUAUGUUUUUGUUGAAUAAUGUUAUUGAAAAUAUUGAUAAAUUGUACCAAAAUUUUGCCUUGUGAGCUUAAAUGAAUCAAGUCAGAUGUUUUCUAGCCAUAUUUUUGUACAUACUUUCCAGAUCUUUAUCUUACUAAUUAUGAUGUAAUUAAUGCUAUUCAAUUAAGUUUGUUGAAGUCAUCAAACGUCUCUUUUGCAAGCUACAGAAGUAAUAAAUGAUUGAUCUGAGAGCAAUCGAUGUGAAGAAAAUUAACAACUAGUUUUCUCUUGCUUUUUAAA
Molecule: messenger RNA, 1898 nt
Organism: Symsagittifera roscoffensis
Lineage: Eukaryota; Metazoa; Xenacoelomorpha; Acoela; Convolutidae
Product: actin-related protein 2-like
Exons: 10
Coding region: 48-1244 (398 amino acids)
Biological process (GO): Arp2/3 complex-mediated actin nucleation
Cellular component (GO): Arp2/3 protein complex; actin cortical patch
Molecular function (GO): actin filament binding
Source: RefSeq, a predicted model, not a curated record